Molecule: messenger RNA, 1131 nt
Organism: Patiria miniata (bat star)
Lineage: Eukaryota; Metazoa; Echinodermata; Asteroidea; Valvatida; Asterinidae
Exons: 1
Coding region: 1-1131 (376 amino acids)
Source: RefSeq, a predicted model, not a curated record
AUGUUCCACACCAAAACUCUCAACCUUCCGUACCUUCCACAACUGGAACAAAAAUGCAAAAUCAACCUGAGUCUUUCCAUUUUCAAGAAUGGAGGAGAUCCCAUGAUAACCCAAAACUUAACAGACUCGCUUUAUAGCCGCACCACCUCAGAUGAAUGGGUAGGCGCUGUGCCCAAAAUCUUUCGCUCUGCCGUCGACAAAGUCAGAGAUUUGGUAAGCAGUGACCCGGCAACCAACCCUCAUCCUCCCUCCCGGUGGAUCAAACAACAUGUCCGCACUGACCACGAUGACCAGUGGGAGAGUCAACUCCAAGACCUUCAAGUGCAAUCCAAACUGCUCGAUAUCAUCGUCCUGGAGGAUGAGUCGGAGGCAUGGAAAUGCGUCCGCUAUUCCCUCCCUAGCGGCCAACUCGCAUUCCUCAUUAGAGCAGGCUGUGACACUCUUCCCUCACCAGUUAAUCUUGCAAGAUGGAAAGUUCAACACGACACUAGGUGUGGGCUAUGUCAUCAGCCAAGAUGUACCCUAGCUCACAUCCUCAGCGCAUGCCAAAAAGCCCUCACCCUAGGUCAUUACACCUGGAGACACGACUGUGUGCUGAAAUGCAUCGCCAGACACUUAGCCAUAAACACCGAGAAGAGCGAGCAGGAACUCCUCCUGAGGGUUGACCUCCCAGGCAUGCUCACGGAGCAAAGCACCAUCCCUGCAUCCGUCUGCACCACCAACUUACGCCCUGACAUUUUCCUACAAUGUGGGGAAUCUCGAGGCAUUGUCGGCGAACUGACAAUCCCAAAUAACAGCACCACCAACCUGGAAAAUGCUAAAAUUCGCAAGUCCACCAAAUACCUGGGACUAGUGGCCGACCUCUCCGAACACUUCGAAGACGUUGAUUUAGUGACACUUGAGGUGGGUGCUUUGGGUCACUAUCAUCCGCAUGACCUCAUGGCAGCAAUGUCCAUCCUCAUGCCGGGAACAUCAAAGCGGACGAUCAAGUCCCUCCUAACUGACAUAGUGAGAACUGUGGUUAAUGCUUCAUACACUGUUUUCUCCAAUCGUAGAGUUGAGGAUGACUGGGCCCACAAGCCCUUUAUCUAUUACCACCAUGAUAAACGUGUGUAUGAAAUCCCUAUUUGA